GUGGGGGGGAUAAACAGGAAUGGCGGAGGCAGCGGUGGCGCCUGCAUCUCUCACACCAGCAGCCGCGGCAGUAAAGGCCCCGCUCCCCGCACUCCCGGACAAUCCCCCCGCGGGAGGCUGGACUCGGCAGGUCACCUGCAGAUAUUUUAUUCACGGCGUCUGCAAAGAAGGAAACCACUGUCGCUACUCCCACGAUCUGUCCAUCAGCCAGCCGAACAUGAUUUGCAGAUAUUAUCAGCGAGGCUGCUGUGCUUAUGGAGACUACUGCAGGUAUGAACACUCAAAGCCACUAAAGCAAGAAGUGAUGGGAGAUGCGUCUAGUGCCAGAAUCUAUCCCCCUGAGUCCAACAUGGAACCAAGCUGCACUAACAGCAGUAAGGCAGCUGAACUGGCAGUUUGUGACCUGGCUGCUGGUUGCUCACAGGCAGAAGACUGGGUGAAUGCUGUGGAGUUUGUGCCGGGGCAGCUCUACUGUGGACGUGCUCCAUCUUGUCUUGAAGAUGAAUCUCGGGUAACAGAAAAUGAAGAAUGCAAAGAGCAACCUGCCGACCCAGAGUUAAAGAAACAACUAUGUCCAUAUGCUGCAGUAGGGGAGUGCCGCUAUGGGGAAAACUGUGUCUACUUGCAUGGCGACCCAUGCGAUCUUUGUGGGUUGCAGGUGCUUCAUCCAACAGACACAUCUCAGAGGUCCCAGCACAUAAAGUCUUGCAUUGAAGCUCAUGAGAAGGACAUGGAGCUAUCGUUUGCCAUCCAACGUAGCAAGGAUAUAGUGUGCGGGAUCUGCAUGGAGGUAGUUUACGAGAAGGCAAACCCCAGUGAGCGGCGUUUUGGCAUGCUCUCAAAUUGUAAUCACUCCUAUUGUCUGAAAUGUAUCCGCAAGUGGAGGAGCGCUAAGCAGUUUGAAAGCAAAAUCAUAAAAUCUUGUCCUGAGUGCCGCAUCACUUCAAACUUUAUUGUUCCGAGUGAGUAUUGGGUUGAGGAAAAGGAGGAGAAACAGAAGCUAAUCCAGAAGUACAAGGAGGCCAUGAGCAACAAGUCUUGUCGAUAUUUUGACGAAGGACGUGGGACCUGCCCAUUCAGUGGAAAUUGUUUUUACAAGCAUGCAUACCCUGAUGGCCGUAUUGAAGAACCACAACCACGGCAAAAGGGAGGGAUGUCAGGCAGGUACCGGGCCCAGCGCAGGAACCGCUUCUGGGAUUUUGAAGAUCGAGAAAAUGGCAGCCUAUUUGAUAAUGAUGAAGAUGAAGUGGUGACGUUUGAACUUGGUGAAAUGCUGCUCAUGCUGCUAGCGGCUGGCACGGAUGAAGACUUGACAGACUCAGAGGAUGAGUGGGACUUAUUCCACGAGGAUCUGGAUGAUUUUUAUGACUUGGACCUAUAGCGCCAGUCAAUGGAGUUUGGACUGUCUGCACAAUUUUCAGACAGUAGCUAUUUCCUGUGGUGUUGUGGCAGUGCCUGUAUUUCUCCUAGGCAGGCCUAUCAAUUCCAGGUGCUGUUGUAAUCAUUUUUAUUAUGACAUCUGUCUUUCCCCACCCACUUUGUCCCCGGAGUGUUUGUUUUCUCUGUCUCAACAUAAAAAAAAAAAAAAUGUAAAAAAAAACCUAAUAAAA
Pelobates cultripes (western spadefoot toad) is the source of this 1610-nucleotide messenger RNA. NCBI's taxonomy places the organism in Eukaryota, Metazoa, Chordata, Amphibia, Anura, Pelobatidae. The record is from the annotation of a GenBank genome assembly.